AUGGCAGCCAUGGCCACUGCAUCAUCUCUCAUCACUUCUCCCAAAUCCUCAUUCUUCAAUGGAAGACCAAUUCUUACUCGCACCCCCACCCUCCUGAAAUCCACCUCCCAGAAAAAUUCAAUCUCCAUGUCACUAACCACACCCCCUUACGAUCUAGACUCCUUCAAAUUCAACCCUAUCAAAGAAUCCAUCGUCUCCCGUGAAAUGACCCGCCGUUACAUGACAGACAUGAUCACAUACGCCGACACCGACGUCGUCAUCGUCGGCGCAGGUUCCGCCGGUCUCUCAUGCGCAUAUGAACUAAGCAAAAAUCCCAACAUCAGUAUCGCUAUCAUCGAACAGUCCGUCAGCCCCGGCGGCGGUGCAUGGCUAGGAGGACAACUCUUCUCCGCCAUGGUUGUCCGCAAACCAGCUCACCUCUUCCUCGACGAAAUCGGUGUCGCCUACGACGAGCAAGAGGACUACGUUGUCAUCAAACACGCUGCGUUGUUCACUUCAACCAUCAUGAGUAAGCUUCUCGCGAAACCGAACGUGAAGCUGUUCAAUGCUGUGGCUGCUGAGGAUUUGAUUGUGAAGGAAGGUAGAGUUGCUGGUGUUGUGACGAACUGGGCUUUGGUUUCGAUGAACCAUGAUACACAGUCGUGUAUGGAUCCUAAUGUUAUGGAGGCGAAGAUUGUUGUGAGUUCUUGUGGACACGAUGGGCCUUUUGGUGCUACUGGUGUCAAGAGGUUGAAGAGUAUUGGAAUGAUUGAUUUUGUUCCGGGGAUGAAAGCACUUGAUAUGAAUACUGCUGAAGAUGCUAUUGUUCGUCUUACAAGGGAGGUUGUUCCUGGUAUGAUUGUUACUGGUAUGGAAGUUGCAGAAAUUGAUGGUGCCCCAAGAAUGGGUCCAACAUUUGGGGCAAUGAUGAUAUCUGGACAGAAAGCUGCUCAUUUGGCAUUGAAGGCAUUGGGGAAGAACAAUGCAAUUGAUGGAACAUGUGAAUCUGGUAGGGAAGAACCAGAGCUUAUUUUGGCUUCUGUUGAAUCAGAGGAUAUUGUGGAUGCUUAA
Messenger RNA from Vicia faba (fava bean), 1050 nucleotides. The record is from the annotation of a GenBank genome assembly. Lineage: Eukaryota; Viridiplantae; Streptophyta; Magnoliopsida; Fabales; Fabaceae.